GCGUGGAUUCCAUCUUCCAGAUUGAGAGACCAAAGUCAAGAAAUUUAAAGUCUUUAAAUUUUGCCCAAACUAUCUGACUCAGUAGGAUGCACAGUUUGGUCUGAAGUAUAAACUCUGAGUAUAAACUCUGCCCUGUAGGUUACAUAUGAAGACAAUUGGCAAACUAUGAAGAAAACUUCCAAGAAGAACAAUAAUUUCAAAGUUCCUGGUAUGGAAUUGAACUCCACGGAUGCUGAAAGGGGAAAAAAAGAGAGUCCAAGUAACUUUGUUGAAAUGCUGCCCCUGGAAGUCACUUCUAAAAUUUUCAGCCAGCUAGACAUUCGGAGUUUAUGCAGAGCUUCCAGGACAUGUACAAGUUGGAACCAUGCAAUAAGAAACAAUGACUCCUUAUGGAAACCCCACUGUUUAACCAUAAGAGCUGUGUGCCAAAGAGAAAUAGAUGAUGGUAUAAAAAAGGGUUAUACCUGGAGGGAAAUUCUCCUAGAAAAUUACCAGAAGAGCAAAGUGAAACACGGGUGGCUAAGUGGCAGAUACAGCAACAUUCGUUCUCCUGUUAGCCUGCCAGAAGAGGCUAUGUGCCCCAUGGAUGCAGAUACGUGGGGGGAAAUUCUAGAUGCAGAACUGGAAAGAGAAGUUUAAAAAAAUCACAAUAGUUUGAUGGCACGUAACCAGAACUACUC
Molecule: messenger RNA, 680 nt
Organism: Arvicanthis niloticus (Nile rat)
Lineage: Eukaryota; Metazoa; Chordata; Mammalia; Rodentia; Muridae
Gene: Fbxo48
Product: F-box protein 48
Biological process (GO): SCF-dependent proteasomal ubiquitin-dependent protein catabolic process
Cellular component (GO): SCF ubiquitin ligase complex; cytoplasm
Molecular function (GO): protein binding
Source: RefSeq, a predicted model, not a curated record